Molecule: messenger RNA, 713 nt
Organism: Melitaea cinxia (Glanville fritillary)
Lineage: Eukaryota; Metazoa; Arthropoda; Insecta; Lepidoptera; Nymphalidae
Exons: 4
Coding region: 58-576 (172 amino acids)
Source: RefSeq, a predicted model, not a curated record
CUAUUUUAACCUAUUUGGAACACAAGCCAGUAGUGAACUGCUCUUCAAACGUUCAGCAUGAUCUGGGUUGUAGUACUCGCCGUGGUCUUGGUUAUCAGCGCUGAGGUAGACAAAGCGAAUUGCGAGCCGUCGACUCUACAAGCAACACUCAACUCGGAAUACUAUUUAGGAUCCGGACAUGGCCAGUCUCAAGCAAGAAAUAACAAUCACAAAGAACACACUUUAAGUGAGGAAGAAAACAAGAUCGUACAAGACGUCUUCAGUCCAGAUUAUUAUGAACCCAACAUAAUACUAGACUACAGAUAUUUGAAAACGGGUGGCAGAGGUUACGCCAGGAGCGACGGGGGACAAAUUCUUAUCCUGCCGAAAAGAAAUCAAAUGCCCAACAUACAUAACGAUUAUGACACUCUUAUUGAGUACUUGCGUCUGAAACGUCUAAAUGAAAUGAGUAAUUACUGGAGGAUUGGCUCUCAUCGAACGGCGAAGAGCAAACAAGGUUCUGAUCGCUAUGAAGAGCAAAGUGAAGAUUAUUACAAGUCCGAUGCUGACAAAGGCUGGGCUCCAUACAUUCGUUAAAAAUACAAUACGCAAUUUUUUUCUUAACGACAAAAAAUAAUUGAUCCAAUAAUAUAAGCAUUUCUUUAAUCUUGAUAUUUUAUAAUUACAUGUUUUGUAUAAAAAAAAGGCUUUAAUUACAAUUAUUCCCUUUCUUU